Messenger RNA from Alternaria burnsii, 1989 nucleotides. RefSeq lists its product as uncharacterized. Bases 1 to 1989 code for a protein of 662 amino acids. The record is from RefSeq and is a predicted model, not a curated record. The transcript is spliced from 4 exons. Lineage: Eukaryota; Fungi; Ascomycota; Dothideomycetes; Pleosporales; Pleosporaceae.
AUGACAAGACACACCUGGAAGGUUGCAGAUGCCGGCGUAAUGCUGUGGGAGCCGGCCGUAGAAGCUGCGACAGCUACAGCACUGCCCGAAGCGCAUGCUCUAGAGCAACCAGACAACGUGGCAGAAACUGAUAUUCAAGCUGGUAGUCACGAUGACUGCGAACACAGCAAUAGGCAGGACUUGGUGCUACCUUCUUUAGAAGGCUUCUUCGGGUCGUAUACAAAGGAUGAGCCUGGCGAAGAUCUUAGAUCAGAAACUCCUCUGGACACGUCACAGUACGCAUCAGGGACUACCGAGUCGUUCUCAAGUCCCUGCCCACUAUUUUCAAGCAAAGUUGCCUCUACUAAGCUACACAAUUCUUCGAAGACAAGCCGUCGUCUCGAAGUUUCUAAUAUUAAACGAACACCACCGGUACGUCGAACUCUUAACUUCGGGAUGACAAACGUCCGCAAGACACUCGAUGCCGUACCAAAAUAUGGUGAGCCUAGUGGCUUCGAUUCAUUAGCAGCAUUGAAACGCCUCGAACGUGACCCACCCCACCAGUGGGAUGAAGAUGAGCGGGAGCUACUGACGAUCCUUUACCGAUGGUACAAUGACAAAGACGCAACGACGCUUCCGAGGACUUUCAAUGCUGUUACCGACCAAGAUCUACGACUUUCAGUUAUUCGCUAUCAGUUCGACAGCCACCUGGUCUUGUACGGCCCACGUGCUUACCCAGAAUUCGGUCGCGUCAUGGCUGUACCUUUUCAUGAUCCUAUGCAGAAGUAUGGUGGAAUACAUGCGAUCAUCGAAGAGAAGGCGACUGAAUAUGGCAUCAACUUGUCGCGGCGGAGAAUUGAGGUUAAACGAAAGUCUGGUUUAGCUCAAUACGCGAAAUCUCCAACUACAAGGAAGUAUUGGAAGUCCCUAGUCCGGCGCGCGGCAGAGAGGGAGAGGAAGAUGCGUUGUGUACCUCUAGCGCCAAAUGUUCAAGGAUCAUCAGCACAGGUUCCUCCGCUUGGAGGAGUAACACUAGCAGCGGACGUCAAAUAUGAAGAUGAAGAGAACUGGUCGGAUGUUGAGGACCUUAACAUAUCCGCAGUUACAUUCACGCAACUAAGCCCUAGUUCCUUGCCUACCACCAAUUCCAUUGGGUUCAGGGUGUGGGAUGCAAACAGCAGGACGAUGUUCGACGAAGAGACUGGCUUCGUGAGCCAAGCGUUCUCAAUCUGGAGGGGAGAGUUGCCACCGCCUUUCUCCCCUGAUGGUCAAGGACGACAGGCGAUCAUGUUUCUCUCAAACUUGCACCUCUCAAUGAGCGGUGGCGCAUCCGCCUUUGUAUCUGUCUCAACAAGUCUUCUACAGGCGCUCGUAAAGGCUUCUACAAUGGAAGACCCCAGAAUAGCUGUCGUUGCACUCGACCACGCUUUGCUCCAACAGCCACACAAGACCUUGCCGGCGGCAGACAUCUUGCGCAUGUUAAAAGCAGAAGGCCAAGCUUGGUGGGCGAGAUAUAAAGGACAUGCAGAGCGGAUGGUAUGGGCUUCUGUGCCUGCUGCAGCCAUCAUCUCUCACUUCCCGCUCUCAAAAUUGCGCCAACUCUCCAAUCAAGAAAAAACAUGCGAAGAUAUACUAAGUCUCAACGAGAUAGAGUCUGGGCGCAGGACGCAACAUGUCUCUUCGCAAUUACGAGACAAGAACAACGCCAUCAGCGUUAGCACAUCACGAGCUAUGGCUAUGGUGUCUCGCAUAUUUGGCAUGCAUCGCUGUAGCGUAAGCUUAACUCACAUCAAAGGGCUCGUAUCGUCCCUGGUCGACUCGUUCCAGUUGGAACAGGUCUCAUCACAAAGCAACUAUACCUCAAGAAUGAUCUCUAGAGCAUUCGCUGUAACACUUAGAUCGCGGGCGCAUUGCAUCCAAGACAUCGAAGUUGCAUUCAAGGACGGCGUGGAGCAAGGGACAGCGACCAUCGCAUUCUACGCCCGCCGCCGGCGCACUAUAAAGACAUGA